Messenger RNA from Salvelinus fontinalis (brook trout), 4673 nucleotides. RefSeq names its product ARF GTPase-activating protein GIT2-like. The transcript has 21 exons. Gene Ontology annotation, molecular function: GTPase activator activity; protein binding. Gene Ontology annotation, biological process: brain development; regulation of ARF protein signal transduction. The record is from RefSeq and is a predicted model, not a curated record. Lineage: Eukaryota; Metazoa; Chordata; Actinopteri; Salmoniformes; Salmonidae. The coding region runs from base 212 to 2638 and encodes 808 amino acids.
UUGUUGACGUCAGAUAACGGGAGGGAUCUUGGAGAGGGGAUCUUGAUGAUAAUGAGAUAGCUAGACAGUUAGCAUUUUCCCUUAUCAAAUUCUCUGACCUCGUCGUUGUAGCUACAGUAGAUACUAGCAUAGUGUGUCUCAUGAGUUUCCGUUGAAUCGGAUAGUUUAAAGGGCUUUCUCUAUACAACCAGCUAGUUUGCGCGCUAAAGGGAUGUCAAAGCGUCUGCGCAAUAACAGAGACUGUCAGGUCUGCGCUGAUUGUAGCGCCCCGGGCCCAUGUUGGGGCUCAGUGAACAGGGGUGUGCUGGUCUGUGAUGAGUGCUGCAGCAUCCACCGGGGUCUGGGCCGACACAGUUCCCAAGUCCGGCACCUGACCCAUACACCAUGGCCCCCCUCCCAGCUACAGAUGGUUCAGACAUUGUACAGCAAUGGGUCCAACUCCAUCUGGGAGCACUGCCUUCUGGAUCCCUCAUCUAUCUCGAGUGGGAAACGCAAGGCCAACCCCCAGGACAGAGCCCAUCCCCAUAAAACGGAGUUCAUCAAGGCCAAAUAUCAGAUGCUGGCUUAUGUCCAUCGGAUGCCCUGUCGAGAGGAUGACAGUGUCACUACGAAGGACCUCAGUAAGCAACUCCACUCCAGUGUUCGGACUGGGAACCUGGAGACGUGCCUAAGACUGUUGUCUUUGGGAGCCCAGGCCAACUUCUUCCACCCGGAAAAAGGAAACACUCCGCUGCAUGUAGCAGCUAAGGCAGGCCAGGUGUCGCAGGCAGAGUUGCUGGCUGUGUAUGGGGCGGAUCCCGAUGCCCUAGACAUGGGGGGUAAGACCCCUAUUGACUACGCAAGACAAGCAGGGCAUCAGGAGCUGGCAGACAGACUGGUAGAGAUCCAGUAUGAACUCACUGACUGCCUGGCAUUUUACCUCUGUGGGAGAAGGCCAGAUCAUAGAAACGGACAGCACUUCAUAAUUCCACAAAUGGCUGACAGCAGUCUGGAUUUGUCAGAAUUUGCAAAAGCUGCAAAGAAAAAACUCCAGUCUCUCACUAACCAUCAGUUUGAAGAGCUUGCCAUGGAUGUUUAUGAUGAAGUGGACAGAAGAGAAACUGAUGCAGUGUGGCUGGUGACUCAGAACCACGGUACUCUGGUAACAGACACAACUGUGGUGCCUUUCCUCCCUGUCAACCCUGAGUACUCAUCCACCAGAAACCAGGGCCGGCAGAAGCUAGCGAGGUUCAACGCACGUGAAUUUGCAACACUCGUCAUUGAUAUAUUAACUGACGCCAAACGUCGGCAACGGGGGAACUCCUGUAAAAGUCCCAGAGAGGACAUAGAGCUCAUCCUGAAGGGAAUCAACAGCCGUCAUGGGAGUGAUAACCAGGAUAAUGAAGACCAGCCAGAUUAUGACAGUGUGGCGUCUGAUGAAGAUUCAGAGCGGGAACCAGCCUCUGGGAAGAAUGGGAAAGAUGGCAGGACCAAGAGCUCAGAGUCGUCGGACUUGUCUGAUGGCCCAAUCACGUUACAUGAGUUCAUGGAGGUGAAGAGCGCCCUCACGGCCUCCGAGACCAAGAUACAGCAGCUGCUCAAGGUCAACUGUCACCUGAGUGAGGAGCUCCAGUUGAUGCAGAGCAAGCUGAACUCCCUGCAGACUGAGAAGUCCUCCCUGAGAUGGCAGACACCCGGUGGCCAGCAGCACCCCCAGGACCUCUCCGGCCGCCCCCCUCUCCCCGGAGGCCGCCCCAUGUCCAUGUAUGAGACGGGCUCGGCCAUGAGGCAGUAUCCCCACAGGGGCGAGCCUCCCCGCCGUGACGACAGCCUCACCGUCCAGCCCCUCCCUACAAACAUUGGGAGGGGUCCUUUGGGGAACGCCUCGUCUUCCCUCCCUACCUUCCCCUCCUCCCUGUCCUGGUCGCGGGACGAGCGAGCUCGAAGGGGUUGUAGCCUGGAGGGACAGAGCCACAUGCUGGAGAGUGACUAUGACAACACACCAAACCACACAGGACUGGAGGAGUCUGGGAACAGCAGUUGGCUCGGGGAUAGCAGUACAGCAGAGCAGGGGGAGGAUGAGACUGAGGCUGACUCCACCCUGCCCUGCACAGAGGACGUCAUCUGUAAGACGGAGCAGAUCACCAAGAAUAUUCAGGAGCUGCUGAGGGCCGCGCAGGAGAACAAACGUGAGAGCUCCAGGCCAGGAAAUCUAGGCCGCUUCUCUGGCUUGCUGCCCUGCUGUGAGGGGGCCGGCUGCGGACGGCUUGUCUCUACUGCCUGCUCUGACAGGGCUGCCCAGGGCUGUCUAUCUACCCUGCUGCCCUGUUCUGAGAGUGCUGAGGGGGCCACUGCUUCCUCUCUCCAGGCCCCCCCUGGCUCCUGCUUUGUACCAUGCUCAGAAAGGAUCCAUGUGGCUGUGAGAGAGAUGGCCAUCCUGUUUCCAAAGAGGCCAUGCUCAGACACAGUGCGAGGGUCUCUGCGGCUGCUCACCUCUAGUGCCAGCCGGCUCCAUGGGGAGUGCCAGAAGGCCACGCCCCACAACCCUUGCCCCUCCGACAUGCAGCUGGUCACGCAGCAGGUCAUCCAGUGUGCCUAUGACAUUGCCAAGGCUGCCAAGCAACUCGUCACUGUGACAACCAAAGAAAACAGCAACUGAUUUUUUUUUUAACCCAAGGACUAACAUCCCUCUUAGAUAUUUGAUCAUAUAUAUAUUAUCAGUACUAAUUUCAAGUUAGUGUUUAUCAGUGUUACAAUUGUUAUUUGUAUGCCACCAUUUUAUUUAAAGUACUCAAUUCGUCUUAGUAAAUUUUCUAGUGAAGAAUGUUUACAGAAAGUGUACCUUGCAAAAUGUGGGUCACCCAUGGGAUUUGUCAUCAGUUUGUCUGUUAGGCAGGUCAUCAUACUCUAGCAGUAUGAGUACAUCUAUCUGGGAUUACCUCAAAAGGAAACAUUCAAGUUACUAAACAGUUUUGCAACAUUACACAUUUUAACCAGCCUUGGAUCAAUUUCAGGUGACUGAACAUUUGUGGUUGCUGGGAGUGCUUGUUCUUGGUGCUCUCUGCUAUGCAACAAGGACAGUUGGCUGUCGAAAGCUUUCAAACAGUUCGCUUUUAACUUCUUAUUCAAGGCUAAACACAUUGGGAUCUUGAACAUAGUCAGAUCCAUAAUUAUUGGCACCCUUGAUAAUGAUGAACAAAAAAAUACAAAAAUAAAUACAUCUGACCAUAGCACUGCCUGGAGUUUGAUAAACGGCAUUGGCACUUGGAUUGGAACUAGUGCCAUUGUCAGAUGACAUACAAAUAGAGCUCUUUGGCCACCAGUGGUGGGUUUGGUGUUCAUGAACUUUACCAAGUAGCAGGACAUUUUAACCAAAAACCUGGUUGCCAAUGCCAGGAGGCUCACACUUGGCUGCAAGUGGAUCUUCCAGCAAGACAAUAACCCCAAGCACUAAUGAAAAUCCAUGAGGAAAUUGUUAAUUGACCACAAAAUCAACAUUUUCCAAUGGCCAUCUCAUUCUCCAGACUUGAACACCAGUGGUUUAAAUUGAAGAGGGCACUCCAUAAGAGCACGAGGAAUGGUCUAAGAUCCCUCCCAACGUGUUCUCCAAUCUCAUAAUACAGUUUAGCAAAAGGCUCAGUGUCUAUCCUCACAAGGGGAGGGCGAUAGACUAUUGAAAACAGGGGUGCCAAUAAUUUUGACCUAUUUUAUUAUUUUUGAGCCACCAAUAUAGCUCAGUAUUUGUAUUUAUUUGAUACAGUAUUUUUUUGCUGAUCUUUAUCAAGGGUGCCAAUAAUUAUGGGCCUGAUUGAAACUUAGUGGAAUACUGAGCCAUGAUGCUUCCAUUACAACGUUUUCCUCAAGGUAUUUUCCAUGAAUGCCAUUUUUAUGUUUCAUGCCAAAGCCAUAAAGGUGAGGACAACGGCCAAGUCAAUUUUCCAUUGUUUAGUUUCUUUUUGUAGUUGUUUGAGUUCAAAAGGUAUAGCCAAACCUCCAAUGUAGCCAUACCUCACACGCAUGCCCAAUAUCAAUUUUGUUUUAGUGUAGUGUGUAUUUUAAGACGUUUAUCCCAAAGGGAUACUCAAAACAGCCAACCCAAAAUCUAUAAUUUGUUUUGUAAAAAAGAUAAAAGUAUAAAAAUGUACAAACCAUCUAUUCUUAAUUCAUACAACCCUUCUCUAUAUUCUAUGUAUGAAUACAAUCUCACACUUGACAAAUUGUCAACAUUUUAUUUUCUUAAAAUGUUUAACAGUUAAAGUUCCCUCCUAUAUAUUCUGUGCUGUUUUAAGGCAUGCAAGUUUUCAUAUUGGUGAUGUCUUUUAUACAGCAUUUGGAUUUCAAUAUAUCCACAGGCAAUCAGAUGUGCUUGUGAUCUCUCUCACUCUCUGUGUGUGUGUGUGUGUGUGCUAAACCCAGCCUAUGUGUGUGUGUCCCAUGAUUUACAUUGUCUUUAUUGUGCUGCUAGUGGUAAAACAUGUGCAUCUAAUAGGGUUUUAAGAUGUGUUAAAAGCAUUUGUCCUUUUUAUAUGUAUUAUGGGCCAUACAGUCAUGUGGGGGUCAUGUAUUGUCCAGGGAUGUGGGAGUGAGGAUCAAUUGUGUGCCAUUGCAUGUUAUGAGCCAGACAACAGUAAUACAGUUACUUACAUUGUAAAGAACUGCCUUUUUAAAGUAAUAAACUUGAAUUUAUAACUCGA